UUUGACUACCCGCCGUGUGUUAAUGAUAUCCACAAAGUGAAGUAUAUUCCGGAUGGUAGUGUCGGAAAUUAAUUAAAUGUUUACACACACACAUAAAAAUUUACUUUGUGAUAUUUUGAUAAUAAGUCCACGUGGAUUCAUAUUUUUCUUUAAGAUAUGAUGAACUACCUUCUCCGCUGUCAAACAACACAACACAGUUUUAUAUUGAUGACCACUGUUCCUGAUAGAGGAAUAAAAGUUAGAUACUUUUAAAAGAUGUGGACUAAUUGUUAGUAGACUGAUAAAAUCCAAGAAAAUUCCAAAGACAAGAUAAGUCUGUGAUAAUUGUGAUAUUAGUUAUACCAAGUAUAACAAAACUUCUACAAUGGCAGGAGCCACAUUAUCAUAUAGAUAUACUUCAUUAGGACUGUGUAUAAUAUUCUAUAUGACAUUGACCUUAGUUGCAACCCGGUCAUAUAAUGAAAAAAAUUAUGAGGAUUUAAUACGACAAACAUACCGAAGUAAUCGGAGAUACUACGGACCAAUUAGCGAGGAUCGAAGUCGAAGGACUCGCAGUGAGAAGCCCAACAUAAUUUUGAUAGUAACUGAUGAUCAAGAUGAACAAUUAGGAUCGGUAUCAACAAUGACAAAGACAUUAAAGAUUAUGGGUAAUGAAGGAGUAAGAUUCAACAACUCUUUUGUAGCCACACCUAUGUGCUGCCCAUCACGUAGUACUUUACUAACAGGUCUAUACCCACACAAUCAUCAUGUAUAUACAAACAAUGAGAAUUGUUCCGGGAUAGAAUGGCAGAAGGUUCAUGAACCACGGACGUUUGCAAAAUACCUAAGCGAUGCUGGCUAUCGUACAGGAUAUUUUGGAAAGUACCUGAAUGAGUACAAUGGUACUUACAUUCCACCAGGUUGGAGAGAGUGGGUAGGGUUAUGUAAGAACUCCCAGUACUACAACUAUACACUAAACUUUAAUGGACAGAAAGUGAAACAUGAUGACAACUAUUAUCAGGACUAUUUCACUGACUUGAUAGCCAAUGACAGUAUAACGUUCCUCAAGCAGAGCAAACAGUAUUUUCCAACCAAACCAGUUAUGAUGAUGCUGAGUGUACCUGCCCCACAUGGUCCUGAAGAUGCAGCCCCACAGUAUCAACACAUGUUUGAAAAUAAUACAUUACACAGGACACCAAGUUGGAACUAUAUGAACAACUCUGAUAAACAGUGGCUGUUGCAACGUAUGAAACCAUUGGUACCAAUAGCUGAAAAAUUCACAGAUAUGUUACAAAGAAAACGGUUACAGACACUACAGUCUGUGGACAGCUUAGUAGAGAAGGUGCACUAUGAAUUACGCCUUCUUGGUGAACUAGAUAAUACCUACAUUAUCUACACGUCGGACCAUGGGUAUCAUUUAGGACAAUACGGCAUUGUUAAAGGGAAGGCAUUGCCGUACGACUUCGACACGAGAGUUCCGUUAUUCAUUAGAGGCCCAGGAAUACUGAGAGAUACAAAAAUACCGAACAUGGUUGGGAACGUAGAUCUAGCACCUACAAUACUGGAUAUGGCUGGUAUUGCAAUCCCGGAGCAUAUGGAUGGUAGAUCUCUCAUGAAACUCAUCAAAAUGCACAAGAUUACGCUAAAUUUGGAAGGUGACUUUGUAGAAACAAGAAGACCAUGGAGAGACUCAUUCCUGAUUGAAAGAGGAAAAGUGACAAAGAAGCUGACGAAGGUGUAUGAACGAGAGCAAGAUCGGAAGAUCCUGGAGGACCAUGAGGAUGAGCUACUGCCAUAUGCCAACUCCAAAUUAAGACGCACACUAAAAAUAUGUAAAGAUCCAAACAACUUACCUCCAUGUAAAAUGGAUCAGAAAUGGGUUUGUUUCAGAGACACACGUAACAGAAAGCGUAUUAAGAAAUGCAGAAAUUACAACAGAACAGUAGCUGUAAGUGAGGUAGAAUACCAGAAAGAUUCUCCAGAAGUACCAGCAAGGUCCUACAAUCUACCACCAGCAAGUAAUAAAAAUAACCCAAAGUGUGAUUGUACCAAAAAGUGGCAGUAUGGUAAACACAUGACCCCAGCAGAGGAAGCUAUGCAGAGGAACUUCUUGAGAAAUCACAUUAAUGACAAAGACUUUGAACCCAGAUUUCUAAGAAAAAAGAGGUCAUACUAUGAGGAAGAAUUAGACUGGAAAAAGAGACUCAUUGCACAACAGCUAGAAAACAAUAGACAGCGAUGUAGAUUUUACCCAAAUAACACAUUUGCUUGUGACCGUGAUCUUACAAGAGAUCCAGAGAAAUGGGAAAGUCAUAAACUACAACUUGAUGAGAUGAUUGAAGAAACCAGGAAACGAUUGAGGAAUCUUAAGAAAAUAAGAAAGAAUAUGAAAAAGCAGAAAAAGAAGUUAAAGAGAGACAAGAACCAGUAUAGCAGCAAUGGUUAUCAGCACAGUUUUGACAAUGACUUCCCAGAAGAAGAUGAUUAUGAUGAUGAAGAUAGUGAAGACUACAAUGAUGCCGAGAACUUCGGUGAUGAGGAGUGUAACUGUGAUGAAGAUUUUGAACUUCCACCUGAAUUGUCAGGGUACGGUGACAAUGUUUUUGAUAAUGAGGACGACUCCUCGGAGGAAUAUAAUGUACAGGCUUACAACACGGGGAAGAAAGGAAGAAACUGUAAUCACGAUGACUUGAAAUGUACAACACAUCACAACGGUCAUUGGAAAACACCACCUUACUGGAACCUUGGUCCAUUUUGUUUCUGUACGAAUGCAGUAACCAAUACAUACUGGUGUUUGCGCACAGUGAAUGAAACACAUGAUUUCCUGUACUGUGAAUUCAUUGACAGUUUUCUCAGUUACUACGAUUUCAAAACUGAUCCAUAUCAGCUAGAAAAUAAGAUUACAAGAUUAGAUUAUGGAAUAAUGCAGCAGUUACAUGAAGAAUUAUCAGAGCUGAGAAGAUGUGAAGGAUGGAAGCAGUGUAGCAGGAAGAAAGAUGACAAUAACACAGAGAAAAAGCGACGUAGACGGCGGCGGAAAGUAAAAUCUCAUCACCGUAGAAGAAGGAAGAGAUUACUGGCAUAGACUACUGCUGAUCUUUAAAAACUGUUAAUGUCUAAUUUACAGAAUCUUUCAGAAAAAUUGUAUGUCUGAUUUUUAGGAUUUUGUCCUGAAAAACAUAAUUAUGUGUUAUUGAUAGAAGUUUUUCAGAAAAGAAACAUUAUUCUUUAUUUAUCGAUUUACUAUUGAAAAAAAUCUGUCAGAUGUAUAGUAUGUUAUCAACAAAAAAGGUGAUGACUUUUUGAUGGAGUCUUGUGAGAAAAAUAUAUGUCUGAUUUAUAGGCUUUUCUUAGUAAAAAAAAAAUUGUUGGAAUGAUAUUUUCAUUACACAAAAAUAUUACAGGUAUUUGAAAGGUUCUUGUCAUAUAAAAAUUAUAAGUCUGAUUUAUAGAAUGUUGGCAGAAAAAAAUCAUCUGAUUGAUAGAACCCUGCCUUAAAGAAAAGAAUGUCUGAUCUAUAGAUAUAUUUCUCAGAAAACAAAUAUGUUUGAUGUUUAGGAUCUUGUCUGUAAAAUAUUGUGUGGGAUUCAUAGAAUUUUGUCAGAACAGGUAUAUUUGGUUGAUAGACUCUUGGAAGUUAAUCUACUACUAAUAAAUCAAGCCUUGUUAGAUGAUGAGUAACUUCUAUUUGAUAGAAUCCUGUUUUAAAAGUAUUGUAUUUUAUUAAAUUAAUCCGACUUCAUGCCAGUCAUUUCAUUGCAUUAAUAUAAGGCCAGUAUUUUGUUGUAAUAUCAGAAAAUCCUUUGUGUAUAACAGUGAAUGCACCUCAGAAACGUAAUGUUAUCAUUUUAUAUACCAGAUUAACCCAUAGCCUGCUAAAUUUCUAUAAUGGACUGGUCCAUCAUUCAAUUUUGGCAAUAUCAUUUAUCAUUCGAAGGGGUGUUCACUGAAAAUUUACUGACUGAAUAGCGAACAAUGGUUUGCACUGGUCACAAAGGCAGAAUCACUUGUGGCCAGCAGGCUAAAGAUUAACGAGUAACAGUCAAAGAGUGUAGAUUCACACUUGUAUAUUUUAAUAAACAUCUUGUGUGUCAAAUUCAUUACCAAACUUAGAGAUACACAUUUACAAAAUACUUGUAACAUACGAAUUUUGUAGUUCAGAAUGUGUGCUGUGUAAUUAAUAACUCAAUUUAUUGCAUUAGUCCAAGAUCUGUGAAAUGAUUUAUGAUAAAACAAGAAAGAACAUAGAGUGACAUCUUGCAAAGUGUCAUGAUAACCAAAUGAGAUCUUGUUUAUCAAUGAAGAGGCUUUAUUUCCAAUUUACUUAAAUAAGUGUCUGGGUGUUUGCUAAACUGAUCAAGGUGAUUUCAUGAGAAUAUGGCCAGUUUAUGAUUUUGUUGUUUAUUAUUUCUUUGCACAAGUUAAAGUGUUUGAGAGGGAUAGGGUGAUGUUUCUACCAAAGGUGUUUGAGGGGUGGGGGGAUGUUGUUUUUACCAAAGGUGUUUGAGAGAGAGAGGGUGAUGUUUCUACCAAAGGUGUUUGAGAGAAAGUUGGGAGGUGAUGUUUCUUUUGCCAUAUAUGUUAGGGAGGGAAGUUGUGUGAUGGUGUUUCUCCCGAGGAAGUUUGAGAGGGAGGGGUGAUGUUGUUUUAUACCAAAGAGGGGAAAAUAUGAUGUUUUUGCACAAAGGGGCAAAACAAUACUAAAUUAAGUAUUUUAGACAAAAAUAUUUGUUACUAGAAAUGGCAAUGUUUACUGGAAAUAUUUUUGUUGUGUGAAGUUCGUAAUGUUUUAGAAUGUUUAUAUAUUAUCAUGAUAUAUAGUAUGUAACUUUUUUUUCUUUAAACCAAAGUUUUCUCAUAUUUAUAUUAUGUACUUUAAUACUUCUUUAUUAUUGAUAGAUCAAAAUAGACUUUUAUUGACUUAACAGGUUUUUUCUAUAGAAAUUUUCAUUCUUCCCAAACAAAAAAAUUUGCUUCUAAUAUUGAAGCAAAUGUACAAUAAAGGUUUGAAAUUUUCUAUAGAAAAUACUGAAUUAUGUGUUACAUACAGUGAAACCUGUCUAGGCAGACACCUCUGUUAAGCAACCACUUUUCUUAAGCAGUCACAUUUGCUGUUUCUCAUUUCUAUAUUUUCAGAGCAAAUUAACCUGUAGUAAGCAACAACCUGUCUUAAAAGGUCACUUUUGCUCCUUCCUCUGACUGACUGCUUAAGACAGGUUUGACUGUAUAUGUAUUAUGUAUUUUAUCUUAAUGUCAUUUUUUAAUGAAACUGCUGUUAUAAUGUUGUGUUGAUACUAUGUGUAUAUAGAAUACAUGCAUAUACUAUACAUUUAAUAUCAUUGAUUUAAAUAUGUAAUAGGGCUGUAAUUGAGUUGCAGUUUUACCUAAUCUUGUCCAUGUGACUUAAAACUUUACCAGAUAAAUAUGUAGGAAAGAGCACAAUGCUACCAGGCAAAAUGUAGAAAGUAUGAUCCUUGGGUAAGGUCAGCUUCUUAGUUUAUACUAAUUUAUUUUAGCUCAGUUGUGAUGAAAGCUUUAAGCUUAUUUAAACCACUCUCAAGUCCACUUCCUGGAAAAACCAGUACUGGUGUCAUAUGAGAAGUCAUGGUCGUGACCUCAGUGGGGCUCGAACCCACAACCCCCGGCUGAGCUUCUUGAAGUGAGAUUUGUCACCCAUUAAAUGGACAUGCCUCCAGCAAAACAACAUAAUUCUAGGAACAGAUUGCAGCAUAUAUGAAAUUUAAUUAAAAAAAAGACAUAAAUUAAAAAUCCACGAGUAUAACAUAAAUUACAGCUAAAUUUCUUUUUUGUAUAGCAUAUUUAUCACAUGACUAAUACAGUUUUGUUUUCGCAUAUUUUACAGACAAUAAUUUUUAUAAAUACAUAUUACUGUAACUAUUUAAAAUUACUGACAAAUGAAAGUACUGUCUUGGUAAAAUGUGGCAUAAGUCCUGGAGGUGUGCCUGUUUAGAUGUUGCCAGACAUGUUCUUUGGUGUGUGUUGCUCAUACCUACCAGGAGAUAUUGCAUCUGUCUUGCUUUGAUGUUACACAUGUAGUUUAACCUUUACCCUGCUAAAUUUCUAAAAUGGACUGGUCCAUCUUUCAAUUUGGACAGAGCCAUUAACUGUUAAAAGGGGUGCUUACCAAAAGAUACUGACUGAAUGGCGAACAGUGCAGAUCUUGAGCAGACUGCAUGGAUGUGCAGGCUGAUCAUGAUCUACACUGGUUGCAAAGGCAGAAUCAUGUCCAGCAUGAUAAGGGUUAAUACAUGUAUUGUUUUACCUGUGCAAAUAGCAAAACAAAAUAUUUGUAGAAUUAGAUCUAGUUGGUAAAAACUCCAAUAAAAAUGGUUAACUGUCUUCUAAAGAUUAUGUGUUUGUUCAAAACAACUAAUUUCUUUGUUAUUUUUAUUGUCCCCCACCUUUUUCAAAGAAAAAAUGGGGGACAUAGAACUGGACUGUCUGUCCUUAUGUCCACUCCACACACCUUGUGUCUGGUCCAUAACCCUGCCAUCCCUCUAGGGGUUUUGAAAUUACUUUGCACAAAUGAACACUGUUAUGAGACAACAUGUAGCGCGUAAGACCAAGACCCCAGAUUCUAAGGUCAAGGUCACAUUUGGAAGUCAAAGACUUCAGGUGGUUGAUAACUGCGAUGAAUAGAUUGAUAUUCAAAUAACUUGGCAUAGUCAACAUAAGAAAACAGUAUGUCACAUGCAAGACCCAGACUGCUAGCUCAGAGGUCAAGGUCAGACUUGGAGAUAAAAGAUUUUUUGUCUGUAACAUUUUAGUGGAUGGAUAGAUAUUCAAAUGACUUGGCAUAAAUAUUCACCAUUACAGGAUGACAUGUCAUGUGCAAGACCAAGACCUCAAGCUCAAAGGUCAAGGUCAAAGGGGCCAAAGUUAACUUUCAUUUAUUGUUGGUAUGUAUAUAAUUAUGAUUAAGUACAACACAUGUAUUUUUUCCAUUUUCACACUAAUUAAAAAAUUUAGUUAUAUUCAAAGUAAGUUCUUUUAUAUUGGCAGAUAUAAAAA
Mercenaria mercenaria is the source of this 7011-nucleotide messenger RNA. Its product is annotated as extracellular sulfatase Sulf-1-like. NCBI's taxonomy places the organism in Eukaryota, Metazoa, Mollusca, Bivalvia, Venerida, Veneridae. Gene Ontology annotation, molecular function: N-acetylglucosamine-6-sulfatase activity; glycosaminoglycan binding. The record is from RefSeq and is a predicted model, not a curated record. The coding region runs from base 365 to 3064 and encodes 899 amino acids. The transcript has 20 exons.